UGCCAGUCCUACUGGUCCUUUUUGCUGCGAAUUUGCGCCUAUGUGAGGUCAUGUACCGCCGCUGAUAAAAACCAACAUUGAAAUAUUAUCUUUGUUAAUACAGAAAUAUCAACCAUUUCGGAAGUGAUGAUGGGCGGUAAAUCGAGCACGAUAGCCGCCGGUGUUUGCGGGGCUCUGUUCGUCGGCUACUGCAUCUACUUCGACAGGAAAAGACGGAGUGACCCCAACUUCAAGAACAGGCUGCGAGAACGUAGGAGAAAUCAGGCAGUUGCAAAACAGGGGACAGGACUGUCAAAGCUCCCAGACCUGAAGGAUGCUGAGGCGGUCCAGAAGUUCUUCCUGGAGGAGAUUCAGCUGGGAGAGGAGCUGUUGGCUCAGGGAGACUACGAGAAUGGCGUGGAGCACCUGACCAACGCCAUCGCCGUGUGCGGCCAGCCCCAGCAGCUGCUCCAGGUGCUGCAGCAGACCCUCCCGCCACCAGUCUUCCAGAUGCUACUCACCAAACUGCCCACCAUCAGCCAGCGUAUUGUGAGCGCACAAGGUAGCUUGAAUGAAGACGACUUAGAAUGAGGAUCGUCGAUGGAAAUUUCCCCUCGGAACGCUCUUCCUCUGGACCCUCCUAUAACAGAGCAGGGUGAAGUUGCCCCUAGAUGCUGAUCUUGGGUCAGUUUUGUAUUUUCCCCACUAAUGGUUAAGGUUAGGAUUGGGGGAGGGGAAGGUGAUCCUAGAUCUGUACCUAGAGAAAAGUUCAUCCCGGAGCUCCUAUAACCCCUUAUCCUGACUAGUCUAGAAAAUUGGUAAACUUUUUUUUUUUGUUACUCACUUUUUGGAGGGUAUUGAAGAUAUUAUUUCGCUUCUGUCCUAAUCAAAGAAAGAAACAUGAACCCGUCCAAUUCCCACACGUUGUGUGUAACUAUUAUUCGCAUCAAAUGACCAUAUAAUCUUGAUUUGCAGCCAAGCUGCGGUAACUGCAACCAAUCAAAAAUGCCUAUCGGGCAGCAUUUUAUUGGAUUCAUGUGCAGUUAGAAAAAUAAAUAGUUUUGUUCUCUUAGAUGUCUUUUGUCUCUGAAAGGUGUAGCAAAACAUUUCUCAGCAUUUACAAUACCAUCGCUGCAAUCACUCCCAUGUUUACACAAAGCUCUGGGACCAUAUGUAUUAAGCGUUUUGAGUAGGAGUGCUGAUCUAGGAUCAGGUCCCCCUCUACCCAUGCAUUCUUAUUAAUUGUGAUCUAAAAGGAAAAACUGAUCCUAAAAAAAGCAUUCCUACUCUGAGGCUUGAUACAUAUAGCCCCUGUAUUAACCUCUUUCUACAAACUUCUUAGUUGCUUCAAUGUAUUUAAGUUAUUGUUUUGUUUUCCGUCUGACAUGGAGAUACUUUUUAAAGUGAUUGAAUGUUGUUCAGUCAUUAAGAGGUUGGUCCUCUUUGUAAGGAAUCUAAAUAAAAAGGUAAAUGAUUCAA
Molecule: messenger RNA, 1458 nt
Organism: Coregonus clupeaformis (lake whitefish)
Lineage: Eukaryota; Metazoa; Chordata; Actinopteri; Salmoniformes; Salmonidae
Product: mitochondrial import receptor subunit TOM20 homolog
Exons: 5
Coding region: 127-570 (147 amino acids)
Biological process (GO): protein targeting; protein import into mitochondrial matrix; tRNA import into mitochondrion
Cellular component (GO): mitochondrial outer membrane translocase complex; mitochondrial outer membrane
Molecular function (GO): transmembrane protein transporter activity
Source: RefSeq, a predicted model, not a curated record